Molecule: messenger RNA, 3453 nt
Organism: Anarrhichthys ocellatus (wolf-eel)
Lineage: Eukaryota; Metazoa; Chordata; Actinopteri; Perciformes; Anarhichadidae
Gene: acvr1l
Product: activin A receptor, type 1 like
Exons: 10
Coding region: 688-2211 (507 amino acids)
Biological process (GO): protein phosphorylation; heart development; cellular response to growth factor stimulus
Cellular component (GO): BMP receptor complex; plasma membrane
Molecular function (GO): transmembrane receptor protein serine/threonine kinase activity; ATP binding
Source: RefSeq, a predicted model, not a curated record
AGACAGCGUCAUACAAAACAUAUGGUUUAAGUUAGUUAUCUAUUCUUCAAACUUGCAGAUUUAUUUGUCAUGCAAAUAGUGAUCCUUGACCGCAGUCUUUCACUCAGAAUAAAGAGGCAGUGGAUCAUAUUACGAGACACUCUCAUUGAUGAUACAUAUAGAAUUAAGCAUUGAUCCAAAUUUAGCCAAAGCUUCACCAUGCCAACUUUCUGAUUAGCCGUACCAAAAAAUGUCAGAAACUAAUGUUAAGCCCUUCAACUUGUUUUCAAAUAAAAUUCACCAAACAGAAAUUCAGUCAUCAAAAGUUGAUUUCACAUUUAAGUAAGUACGCAAGUGGACAAAAACAAGAGCGUAGAUUAUAAAUUGAAGUUAGAACACUAUUAAAUGAUCAACAAGCCCAAAUUUGCACAAUUUGCAUUAUUCAUAGAUAAAUACAUCAUGAUGGUACAGUUAUUUUGGUCUACAACCUGUAGGAGGACUCCCCUGACCCACAAUGCACCUCGAGGAUAAUGUUUUGGUGACGUCAUGUGUGGCUGGAAGGGAAGAGACAGCCAGUGGGUGGGCUGGGUUGUGAUCCUGUUUUCGGCUUCUUUCAUCACAAAUAACGCCAAUACGAUCCAAUAGGGAUAGACAGACAUCCCAUAAUGAGUUAGAGGCUGUAUUUCGCAUGUGCCAGUGCACUGAAUCAUGGGUCGCUGCAGUGUCCACGUCCUGCUCCUGCUCCUCCUGCAGGCCCUGCAGGCAUCAGCUGAGGGCUCAGAUGGGAAGUUGGAGUGUCUGUGUGAAACCCCUCAAUCCCUCCGGGCCACGAAGUGCCACGGUACUCGCUGCUUUUCCUCGGUCAAAGUCAGCAGCAGUGGCGUGGUGUUUGAGCAUGGCUGCCUAGAGGGGCUGGACAAAAUCCGCUUGCAUUGCUCCACAGCUCCGUCUUUCCACCAGGCCAUUUUCUGCUGCUCCCAAGAAAUGUGCAACGGCAACACCACCAGGAGUUCACUGAUGUCUCUGCUUCCAACAGCACCAGAAGGUGAGCCGGUUCGGUACCGUGUGGAGACCUUGGCUCUUUUUGUUCUCGGCCCGGUGGUGGUUCUGGCUCUGCUGUCUGCAGUAUCAGUCUUGGCCUGCAGGAGGCUCCAUCACGGCCGUCUGCAGAGGCUGCAGGAGUUUGACACUGAACAGGGAGCCAUAGACGGCCUCAUCACCUCCAAUGUGGGAGACAGCACUUUAGCGGAACUGUUGGACCACUCGUGUACAUCAGGCAGUGGUUCAGGUCUCCCCUUCCUCGUCCAGAGAACCGUGGCCAGGCAGAUCAGCCUGAUGGAGUGUGUAGGCAAAGGGAGGUAUGGAGAGGUGUGGCGGGGCCAGUGGCAGGGCGAGAAUGUAGCUGUGAAAAUCUUCUCCUCAAGAGAUGAGAAGUCCUGGUUCAGAGAGACGGAGAUCUACAAUACUGUGCUGCUAAGACAUGAAAACAUACUGGGCUUCAUGGCGUCCGACAUGACUUCUCGCAACUCCAGCACCCAGCUGUGGCUCAUCACCCAUUACCACGAGAACGGGUCACUUUACGACUACCUGCAGAGAGUGGCCGUGGAGCCGUCGGAGAGCUUGGCGAUGGCGGCGUCGAUAGCUUGCGGCCUGGUGCACUUGCACACGGAGAUCUUUGGCACAGAGGGGAAACCGGCCAUCGCUCACCGGGACCUGAAGAGCAAAAACAUCCUGGUCACAAAGGAGCUGCGCUGCUGCAUCGCAGACCUGGGGCUGGCUGUGACCCACUCCCAGGCAGACAACCUGCUGGAUGUGGGCAACAAUCCGAAGGUUGGCACCAAGCGCUACAUGGCACCUGAAGUGCUGGACGAGAGCAUUCAGACAGACUGCUUUGAUGCCUAUAAGAGAGUGGACAUCUGGGCCUUUGGGUUGGUGCUGUGGGAGAUAGCCAGACGCACAUACAGCAAUGGUAUUGUUGAGGAGUACAAGCCUCCGUUCUACGAUCAGGUGCCGAAUGACCCCAGCUUCGAGGACAUGAGGAAGGUGGUGUGUGUGGAGCAGCAGAGGCCUUUCAUUCCUAAUCGUUGGUUCUCUGACCCUACUCUCUCUGCUCUCGUGAAACUGAUGAAGGAGUGUUGGUACCAGAACCCGUCUGCAAGGCUAACGGCACUGCGCAUCAAGAAAACCCUGGACAAGAUCCACAGCUCUCUGGAGAAGGGCAAGGAGUCGUGAGGGGGGGUGGGGAGCCUCGGGUGAAGCUUCCUGAUGUCAGGGAUCGGCUUAGAGAAGCGUCCGGUGUUUGUGAAAUGGACGAAAGGACGAUAAUGGGAAAGGACAGACGACCAGAGGAAGGACUUGUUCAAAUGUCAUCCAGCCUCAUCAUUCACUUGCUCUCUCACUUUCUCUGUGGUUGCCUUCCACUGACAUCCCUCUCUUACUUGAAGCCCACAAACGUUUGGACUAGUCCUGUCUGAAUACAGCCAGCCUUUGUGACGGGACACAAAGCAGGUGCCAUUGUGCACACUAACCUGAACUGUAGACUGUUACAGGAUGGCAUAUUGUAGUACUCCAUCCCAAUGCUUUAACGCCCAUGCAACACUGCUCACACACACACACUUACUUACGGAGUGUCUCUUAUAAUUCAAUUUCUGAUCCCCAGUCAGUGUUUUUUGGCCUGUGGUUGUGGCGUUCUGCUUUAAUAGAACAUGACAAGUAUCUCUACAAACCACACAUAUGUUCACUUACAAAAGGAGCACAGCCAAUAGAAUCAAAUGAUUUCAACUUUUAAAAAAAUGUUAUUUAUUAACUGCUACCAAACUGCUGUGGAUAAUGUAACACUGAUGGUGCGUGAAAAGGAUUGUAUACACAGGCAUUAACUCUACUGGACUGUCUGCACCCAUAUUGUCAUUAUUGGAGCUGGUGAAAAAUAAUUUCGUGAGAAAUGAAAGCAAAGGGUAGGAAGUGAUUCCUGCUGAGCUUGUUUGUAGGAUGGGGGGAAAAAAUGGAUAAAACACUAGAGAUACACAAUGAUCUUGGUGGCUCUGGAGUAGACGCACACCAAGUACCUGCCGAUAGGAAUGAGUCUGUAUCUUAUAACAGGAAUAUGAUACCCUCUGCCUGGCACACCUCGUAAACUCACUGUGGCUCUUCUGUGCAAGCGGAGAGGAAGCAAGGAAGACUUGUUUGUGAUAGAGCUGACAUUAAGAUAUCGAGAGGUAGAAGAGGUGAAGGUGGGCUUCCAUUGACUACUCGUCUCCCAUCAUGUCACAUUGUACAAGUUGCCUGAAUAACAAGGGAAACACUCAAUCUUCAUUUGGAGUUUUAUUGUUUUGUUCAAGAUUCAUUUUUACCAGACAAAGUUGCCUCGGUGUGCGGUCACAAAUUAAUUUGUUCUUAAAUGCUGGGUUUGUUUUGAAAAAAAAUGCUGCUUUGUCUUUUUUUUAUAUAUGUAAUAAAACAGUUACUGCUCUUUUG